Molecule: messenger RNA, 1485 nt
Organism: Fusarium graminearum PH-1
Lineage: Eukaryota; Fungi; Ascomycota; Sordariomycetes; Hypocreales; Nectriaceae
Exons: 3
Coding region: 1-1485 (494 amino acids)
Source: RefSeq, a predicted model, not a curated record
AUGGCUGUGGUGAAGCGUGGAAUCCCCAAGCAACAAUACAUGCGCGUCGAUGAGAAAGUCCUCUACUGGAUUGGUGCUAGAAAACCAGCCAGCGAUGCACCCAGCAAUCUUGGAUACCAGUCCCUUCUCCUCGCACUGAGCGAUCAGAUGUUGGCCGUUUGUUUGUGUUAUCUCAUCGCCACCUAUGUUCAGGUCUGCAAGGUCUCGCUGUACUCUUUCCAUAUCGGCGCCCAGCUGGGGUAUCUAUCAUCCUGUGUUCACCUGUGCACCCUUUUGGUUCUCAAGUCGUACUUCAGAAAACACCCCAAGCAGGCCAUUUUAAGGGGUGCCCUAAUGAUGAUCUUCAUGGGACUUCUAGCUUCAACUCUUGCCCUUGACAUCAUUACGUUAUCUGAGCCACGCGCAAGAUUAUUCGUUUGCGGACUGCAUAAUCCAACACGGAAUCGCCUGGAGAGGUUGGUGCCCAGGUUAUUUGGAAUAGUUGUGCUAUUGAUGUUUAUCUAUUGGAACGCAUUCCGGUCAAUCAAAUUGGACGCCUCGCUUAGUUACAGACCCGAGAACAGAGCGUUGACGAACAUAGUACUGCGACGAAUCUACUCCAGCCAUCAAGGACAGGCAGAUCUUCAGAUCUACUUCGAACGUAGGGAGGACAAGGUUCAAUGUGACAAUCGGAAAAAUGCCACAAUGUUAGAGCAACAGGCCAAAUCUUGGAAAGCCUUCAGCAUCGUCAUACCGCCAGUUAUUGGGGAAAUGUUUGGCUCAGUUCUGUCCGAACUCCUGAUUGCCAUCUGUUCGUUUUGUGUAGCUAUAUACUCGCUGGUCACUGGUCUCUUUUACCAAGGUGUUGACACUAAAGAACUCUUCACUGCAAGCUUUGGUCAAAUCAUGCCCAUGCUCCUGCUAAUAGUUAUCGCCUUGACUGCUAUCGAGGUUGGCACUAUUAAGAACUUUCGGGGAAUAGAGAUCGAAACCGAGAUAAAUAAACAACUUGCUUCAAUACAUGUUCCUCCAGUACUUGAGGGUGUUGCAUCGUCGAGCCGAGCCUUGUCCCAGGGGACACAGAGGAAUUUGACAAGCAUUGCAGAAGGGAGUCCGCCGAAGACUUACGGAAACUCGAUCAUGCCUAUGGCUUCAGCAUCGUAUAGUCAGCCGGACCUCUCAGGCAAUGCCGGAUUCGGCUCAAGGGUCGAUUCAAUGACCAGAUGGAUGACCCCUCGAAGGACAAAUACACUCGAUAUUGAAGAAGGCAAAACUUACCUUUUCCCUUCCCAAGAGCCAACGGCCGAUAUUCUUGAUAUAGCUCUCAGGAGUGCUAAAGUAGCGACGUAUACUGCCAUCUGCUUUAUACUUUUCUUCGUUGCCGGGUUUAUUGUGCUGGUCUUUUUCUUCUACGAGUUUGCUGUGCCAGUUGCGGCGGGUUUAGUGUUCAUUGGAUUUAUCCUUGAUCUCUUUUGGUCAAUACGAGGAGUCAGCAAGGUGAAAUGA